GCUAAACAUUCUCACAACUAGCGUUCGUUAUUUUCAUGAUAAGGAGCCUUAGUGAGCAUAUUAAAAUUGACUCCGCGCUCAGAAAUUCGGAGAUACAAAAAACGGGCAAAGUCAAGAAGACAACAAUAAUGCCGAAUAUCAACUUGCGACAGAGUGGCGCUCAUGCGUUCUUUAACUUUUCAUGUUAACAUACUCCCUAUCGAUUCCAGGGAUUUUGUCUCUACUUGUCGCCCUCACACCACCCCUAUGGAAUCCAUCCGUGUGGUCAAACUGGUGGGAUGCAGUCAUGCUUUCUGCGGGCAUGACCGGAGGGGUGGACUUCAAUCUGAUAUUUGGGGAGAGACCGCGAUGCAUGACCCGGAACGAGACUUUAGCUGCGGUAUUGGCGCCAGAAGCCAAUGUGUCUGGUUUCUAUGGUCCGGGAGCUUCUAUGGCAUGGCUCCUGGUCUCUUGGGUCGUGGCUAUCUCGUCUAUCGCACAUGCGAAAUGUGCAUCGAACAACGCUCAAAGGCUAGAUCUCGACUUGGAACUCAUUGGAGUCAUUGCCUAUCCUUUCGUGGCGUGCAUGGAUAUCAUCAUCCGUCUUAUUCGUUGUAAGAUCGACGCCAGUCUCACAGCUGCCGUCUUCGUGGUCGUCGCCAGCUUCACCAUAUUCAGCCCAAUGAAGCGACUCUCCGUCCAACGCGAAGGCAGCGAACUAUUCGAAUUGGCGGAUGCGGGAGAUGACGACAGCUACCUUCUGAACAAACGACUGCUCAUGCUACGAAUUCCUCGCUGGAUGGGUUAUGGUAUUCUGCUGGCCAUUAGUGGAGAACC
Molecule: messenger RNA, 816 nt
Organism: Hyaloscypha bicolor E
Lineage: Eukaryota; Fungi; Ascomycota; Leotiomycetes; Helotiales; Hyaloscyphaceae
Exons: 2
Source: RefSeq, a predicted model, not a curated record